UAUACCAGCGCCGCUUGGUCAAACUGGAUGCCGAAUACCUGAGAUACUUCGACACUGAGAAGGACGUCUAUUCGAAGAGGAUCAUCCCUACAGUGUCCAUCACCGGCGUGGUCAACGUUGGCGAGCAGAAGUUUGAAGUGGUGACGCACAAUCGCACUUUCUUGUUCCGAGCCGAGAGCGAUUUGGAGCGGAGCGAGUGGGUGACGGUGUUGAAGAGCUGUGUCGGGGUGUCCCACGCACGCACCAGUCUGGACAUGACCUUUAACCCCUGCGUGAGCUACGAGAUGAAGGGUUACCUGGAGCUGCGCGGCCUGCGCUCCAAACUCUACACGGUGGUGUGUGCGGAUAAAGUCUUCCUCUACAAAAACACCGAGGAUUAUCGUCUGGGAAUCGGCAUCACCUCGAUCGAUAUGAAUGUUGGUAAUGUGAAGGAAGUGGAUCGGAGAGCGUUUGAUCUGACCACAGCGUACCGCAUAUUCAGUUUUGUAGCGGAUACGGACCAGCUGAAGGGUCAGUGGGUGGAGGCCAUGCGCAACUCUGUCGCAGAGGCCUUGUCCAAUUAUGAAGUUGCUGAGCGCAUCUGGAUGGAGCCGUCCAAUCAGAUGUGUGCCGACUGCAGCGCUGCCAAACCUGAGUGGGCCGCCAUCAACCUGGCCGUGGUUUUCUGCAAGCGAUGCGCAGGAGAGCAUCGCGGUCUCGGUCAGAGCAUAUCUAAAGUACGCAGUCUCAAAAUGGACAAGAAGGUCUGGACUGAUGAUCUCAUCCAGCUGUUCCUUGCUCUAGGAAACGAACGAGCCAAUCAGUUUUGGGCGGCAAACGUCCCUCCCAGCGAGGCCUUGACCCUGAACAGCAGCAGCGAGGAGCGACGCCGCUUCAUCACGGCAAAAUACCGCGAGGGGAAAUACCGCCGAUAUCACCCGCUGUUCGGAAACCAGAGAGAACUCAAUAACGCGCUGUGCAUUAACGUUCAGUCGAGCGAUGUGUGCGAGACGCUGGCGCUGGUGUUCUGUGGCGCUGAUGUGAGCUGCGACACCGGCGACCCCGAGCUGCCCUCCCCGAUCGCUCUGGCCCAACACCACGGACAGAACCUGCAGCUGGAGCUCCUCAUGCAGAACCGCAACACAGAACUCCCGAGGUCAGAGGUGAAGGUUGCCAUAGAUAGGGUGCACUACAUGGCCCCGCCCUCAGUCACACAUAAUGGAUUUCUGUUUAAGACCGCCUCCAUGGCUCGACCAAUCACAGAGAAGAAGGGAAAAGAAGAGUUCAGUCGGCGCUGGUGUGUGCUGAAUGACGGGAAUUUUAGCUACUAUGAAAGUGACAAAAACGCUACACCGAACGGAGGAUUGAAGAUGAAGGAGAUCGUCUGUCUGGCUGUCAGCCCUCCUGAGACUCAUGGGUACGAUCACACGUUUGAGCUGUACUCGGACGCCGAGCGCUUGUAUCUGUUCGGCACUGAUAAUCCAGAGACCAUGCACGAGUGGGUCAAAUCCAUCGCAAAGUCGUUCAUUCCCGCGGCUGCGGAGGAUCUGUUACUGAAGGACUUCGAGCGCAUCGGCCGGCUGCGUUAUAAAGAUAGACUGAACCGGGAGAUGUCGAGACUGGGCUGGUUCUGUUUGGUGGGAUCCAACCUGCACAUCCGGCUGGAGGAGCACACCGCAGACGAGACCAUCGACCUGCAGAAGCUGCUGGAGCUCUGUGAGUCACAAAAUGCCACCAAAAUCAACAAAUUGAUUGACAAAUUGACAAAAAUGCAACCGAAAUACGUCUCAUUUUCACAACACCUCUCUGUGUUACAGUCGUUCAUUCCUGCGGGUGCGGAGCAUCUGUUACUGAAGGACUUCGAGCGCAUCGGCCGGCUGCGUUAUAAAGACAGACUGAACCGGGAGAUGUCGAGACUGGGCUGGUUCUGUUUGGUGGGAUCCAACCUGCACAUCCGGCUGGAGGAGCACACCGCAGACGAGACCAUCGACCUGCAGAAGCUGUUGGAGCUCUCGAUCCAGCCGGAGAAUGAGGUUCUGGUUCUGGUGGAGCGAGGCAGGACGCUGUACAUCGAGGGCGAGAGGAAGCUGGACUUCCUGGGCUGGGCGGCAGCCAUCCAGAGGAAUGCUGGGAGUUCUGGAGACACACUGAGUCAGCAGCAGCUGACGGAGGCCGACAUUCCCGUGAUCGUGGAGCGCUGCAUUCAUUUCACCACUCAAUACGGUUUGACCUCAGAGGGAAUCUACCGUAAGAGUGGUGUGAACAGUAAGGUCGCCGCCCUGCUGGAGGAGUUCAGACGCGACGCCAGGUGCGUUUGGCUGAAGGAAGGUGAACAUCAGGUGGAUGACGUCUCCAACGUCCUCAAGCGCUUCUUCAGAGGCAUCGAGGAGGGAUUGUUUGGCCUGGAGGCGCACAGCUGGCUCAGCGCUACAGGUUUAGACCACUGGAAUAUUAUGAAAUUAUAUAUUAUUAUUAUUGUUACGUUUCCCCGAGUCAAUCAGGCGACACUACGAGCGCUAGUUAAUCAUUUAUACUGCGUCCAGCGGUUUGCGGAUCUCAAUCAGAUGAAUCUUCACAAUCUGGCCAUCGUGUUCGGUCCGACUCUCUUCCAGGCGGACGGGAAGGACUACAGCGCCGGCCGAGUCAUCGAGGAUCUCAUCCAACACUACGUCACUAUAUUCGAUGUGAACGAGCAGCAGCUGAAGAAGCAGUUAGAUGAGAUCACAUACAUCAUAAAGCUCAGAGACAACCUCGCGCCUAAAGCUGGAACGGGCAGUGGUGAUUUUAUCUGUACAGUUUACUUGGAGGAGAAGAAGGAAACAGCUGAACAGCAUGUGAAGAUUCCCGCCACGAUGACGGCAGCAGAACUGACCUUUGAGAUUCUGGACAGACGGAAAAUCAGCGUUAAGGAGAAAGACUACUGGUGCUGCUUUGAGGUGAACGAGAAAGAGGAAAUGGAGCGGCCGCUGCACUAUCAGGAGAAAGUGCUGCCCAUCUUUCACUCUCUGGGCACUGACAGUCACCUGCUGGUCAAGAAGCACUUCUCCAUGGAGACCAUGCUGGUCUAUCUGGCCAGUAAAGUGGAGGUGUCCAAACACGGUAUGAUGAAGUUCAGAGAGGAGAGGAGUCUUCUGGGUUUGAGCACCGGGAGCUUCAAUGACCGAUACUUCAUCCUAACCAGCACCUCACUCAGACUCUAUAAAGAAGUCCGGAGUAAUCGUCCCGAGAGAGAGUGGCCCGUCAAGUGUCUGAAAGUCUAUCACGGCAUGAAAAAGAAGCUCCGUCCACCGACAUGUUGGGGUCUCACAGUCGUCUAUGAAAGUGAGAAACAGGAAAAGCAGGAGAGACAGCAGUGGUAUCUCUGCUGUGACACACAGAAUGAAAUGAGGGAGUGGUUUGCUACGUUCAUGAGCAUACAGGUCAGUCUGAGAGGAUCACAUCAGCGUCCAUUAAUGCAUUAA
Sinocyclocheilus anshuiensis is the source of this 3440-nucleotide messenger RNA. RefSeq names its product arf-GAP with Rho-GAP domain, ANK repeat and PH domain-containing protein 1-like. Lineage: Eukaryota; Metazoa; Chordata; Actinopteri; Cypriniformes; Cyprinidae. Gene Ontology annotation, molecular function: phosphatidylinositol-3,4,5-trisphosphate binding; GTPase activator activity. The coding region runs from base 255 to 3440 and encodes 1061 amino acids. The record is from RefSeq and is a predicted model, not a curated record. Gene Ontology annotation, cellular component: cytoplasm. Gene Ontology annotation, biological process: signal transduction; regulation of cell shape; positive regulation of GTPase activity. The transcript has 26 exons.